Messenger RNA from Castor canadensis (American beaver), 525 nucleotides. RefSeq names its product interferon gamma (gene Ifng). Gene Ontology annotation, molecular function: cytokine activity; type II interferon receptor binding. Gene Ontology annotation, cellular component: extracellular region. Gene Ontology annotation, biological process: adaptive immune response; humoral immune response. NCBI's taxonomy places the organism in Eukaryota, Metazoa, Chordata, Mammalia, Rodentia, Castoridae. The record is from RefSeq and is a predicted model, not a curated record.
AUGAAUUAUACAAGUUAUAUCUUGGCUUUUCAGCUCUGCAUCAUUUUGGGUUCUUCAAGCUGUUACUGCCAGGCCACAUUUUUUAAAGAAAUAGAAAAUCUCAAGGAAUAUUUUAAUGCAAGCACUUCAGAUGUAGCAGAUGGGAAGCCUCUUUUCAUAGAUAUUUUGAAGGACUGGAAAGAGGAGAGUGACAAAAAAAUAAUUCAGAGCCAAAUUGUCUCCUUCUACUUCAAACUCUUUGAAAGCUUAAAAGACAACCAGCACAUCCAGAAGAGCAUGGACACCAUCAAGGAAGACCUGUUUGUUAAGUUCUUCAACAGCAGCAGCAACAAACUGAAUGACUUCGUAAAGCUGACUCAGAUUCCGGUAAAUGACCCACAGGUCCAACGCAAAGCCAUCAGUGAACUCAUCAAAGUGAUGAAUGACCUGUCUCCAAGAUCUGUCCUAAAGAAGAGAAAAAGGAGUCGGUGCUGCUUUGGGGCUGCAGAGCAUCCAAUUAAGACUCGUCCUUCCAGCAUUAGUUGA